GUUUGCCUUUAGUCCCUCCUCGCACGCCGUAGUGAGCCGCUAAAAUACUGCUAUGUUGUUGUGACUUCAGGAGAUGUUUUUGAGACAACAGUAACUCCUCUCGCCUUUUACUGUGUAGACACCACAUUGAAUUAAAAACGCAUUUAGCUAAUUUCGUCUCAGCCCGUAAAAUAACGACUAAUUCCACCGAGGAGAAGCAACUCAAACAAGACGGUAGUUCGCUGCUGCCACUUAACUGCAGUUAAGUAGGAAAGCGUCGCUGCUGUAGGAUGUCGGCCGUGCCAAACGAGUCGAGGAAACGGAACCGAAAGCGAUAUGCGUACGGAUACUUUCAUACCAAGCGGCACAAGGGUCCCCGGGAGCUGGACGUGGGCAUGGAGGGAAUCCUAGUCACCUGCAACAACGAGAAGACGUGCACACCAGAGGCCCUCAACCUGCUCAGUGAAUACGCUGACAAGCUCUAUGGACCGGAUUCGUUGCAUGAUGAUGCUGAGAGCAUCAGUGAAGAACUAGAGGCUGGAGCAUCGAGACCACAACAGGAGAAAUACUUUCAGGCUAUGAAGAGUGGGGCACACAAUGUGAUCUUCAUCAGAACUCAAAAUUUGGAACCUGAUAAGUUGGUUCAUUCCAUCCUGUCUGAUCUUCACACCACCAAGAAGAAAAAGUCCAAUGAGAUUCUUCGGAUGCUGCCAGUAACUGGAACAUGCAUGGCCUUCCACGAGGAAAUAGUGAGGUACCUAACUACUUUCUUGGAACCAUGGUUCAGAGCACCAAACUAUGCUACCUAUCACAUCGCCUUCAAGGGCCGCGACAUCGGCUACAAGAAGACAGAUGAAAUCAUGAAAUCAAUUGCAGGUGUUCUGGGGAGGUUGAAUCGUAAAAACAAACUGGAGUUGACAAACCCACAACUGACAAUCAUCAUUGAGGUUAUCAAGGCCGUGUGUUGCAUCAGUGUGGUUAGAGACUAUAAACUGUAUAGAAAGUACAACAUUCAGGAAAUACUAAAAGUGGAUGCACCAAAGCCUGAUGCGACCUCAGCAAAAACUGAUGCAAACAAACCCGAGGAGGAGGGGAAUCAGAAGGAAGAGGACACAAAACAUGAAGACAAGACGGGUGAUUUGGAAAAUGGCAAAAAUGUUUCGGAGGACGACAAGAAGGUUGAUAAGGGUCAAGGUGAAGGAGAGUAAGGCUUUGAAAUCAAAGCAACAAGUUGUUGGUCAUAUUUAAAAUACCUUUGCUAUAUUGUUAUGCUUUUGUUUGCCAAGUGAAAGAAAGCUGACUUUGUUCAUGGUUUAUAAUGGCGCAUUUCCACCGGCUCUACUCACCUCGGCACGAUUAGGUUGCAU
Molecule: messenger RNA, 1346 nt
Organism: Solea senegalensis (Senegalese sole)
Lineage: Eukaryota; Metazoa; Chordata; Actinopteri; Pleuronectiformes; Soleidae
Product: THUMP domain-containing protein 1-like
Exons: 5
Coding region: 270-1187 (305 amino acids)
Biological process (GO): tRNA modification
Molecular function (GO): RNA binding
Source: RefSeq, a predicted model, not a curated record